CUUUUUGAGCGCCUCGACAGAUCACAUGGUUAGGUAGAAAACAAGAGUAGGACUUGUUAGUCAUGGCGUCUUACUACGACUAUGAUGACGGUGUUUCGCAUUAUGGUGCCACGGGAGAGGUUGGACCGCCCAGUGGUUUGGAGCAUACCGGUUAUUCAGAUACAGAUCUCCUUGACGUCGCUGAUGCGGAGAAGCCUAGAUUACUAUUGAUGGGUCUACGAAGAAGUGGGAAGUCGAGCAUAGAACGAGUGGUCUUUCAUAAGAUGUCACCAAAUGAAACAUUGUUCGUUGAAAGCACGACCAAAAUUGAGAAGGAUGACAUAAUCUCCUUCAUCGACUUUCAAAUAUGGGACUUCCCAGGCCAACUGGACUUCUUUGACCCAGCAUUCGAUUCGGAAAUGAUCUUUGGGCAAUGUGGUGCUUUAGUCUUUGUCAUUGACGCACAGGACGAUUACUUGGAAGCACUUCAGCGUCUCUAUAUGACCGUAACUCGAGCUCACAAGGUUAACCCAAAUAUAUCAUUUGAGGUUUUUAUACAUAAAGUGGACGGCCUAUCAGACGACCACAAAAUUGAAACCCAACGUGAUAUUCACCAACGCAUAUCCGAUGAGCUUUCUGAUGCUCAACUCGACAAUAUACAUCUUAGCUUCUACCUUACAUCGAUCUACGACCAUUCCAUAUAUGAAGCAUUUUCCAAAGUCAUACAGAAGCUCAUUCCCCAACUUCCUACGUUGGAAAAUUUGUUGAAUAUAUUAUGCUCGAACUCGGGUAUUGAGAAGGCCUUCCUUUUCGAUGUACUCUCCAAGAUAUACAUCGCAACGGACAGCUCACCAGUCGACAUGCAAUCGUACGAACUUUGUAGCGACAUGAUUGAUGUCAUAUUGGACGUUUCUAGCAUAUACGGAAUAUCGGACAAAGAUUCUCCCUCAUCAACCAGCACUCCUACUUCCCCGACUGCCGACGGAGACGCCCACGCACUUAUCAGAUUAAAUAACGGCAUGGUCUUAUACUUGCGUGAAGUCAAUCAACAUCUCGCGCUAGUCUGUUUACUUCGCGAGGAUAACUUUGAGAAGCAGGGAUUGAUCGACUAUAAUUUCCGGUGCUUUAGGGAAGCUAUUCUGGAAGUGUUCGAACUCAGAAGAAAAGGGUAUAGUAACGGAAACGGUGCAGCGGAUGAAAGUCGAAGUACGGGCAAGGCAUACGGUACAGUGGAGGAAUCGGAUUGGAAUAGGAGACGGGCUGGAUAGGGUUUCACAACAAUUUUUGGAUCGCGUGGAAACCAGCGUAUUAAGAGGGCGUCCGAGCUAAUUUUAUUGAUAAAACGACCAAUGUCCAUCUCGCAUGUGAAAGUCAUUUUGAAUAAUAUAAACCUUUCCAUGUGACGGCCUA
Messenger RNA from Spizellomyces punctatus DAOM BR117, 1389 nucleotides. RefSeq lists its product as uncharacterized. The transcript is spliced from 10 exons. The coding region runs from base 63 to 1247 and encodes 394 amino acids. Gene Ontology annotation, cellular component: nucleus; Gtr1-Gtr2 GTPase complex; fungal-type vacuole membrane. Gene Ontology annotation, biological process: cellular response to starvation; cellular response to amino acid stimulus; regulation of autophagy. Lineage: Eukaryota; Fungi; Chytridiomycota; Chytridiomycetes; Spizellomycetales; Spizellomycetaceae. The record is from RefSeq and is a predicted model, not a curated record. Gene Ontology annotation, molecular function: GTP binding; GTPase activity.